This is a messenger RNA of Sceloporus undulatus (fence lizard), 1976 nucleotides long. It is a transcript of the gene PRSS54, whose product is annotated as serine protease 54. The transcript is spliced from 8 exons. Gene Ontology annotation, biological process: proteolysis. Lineage: Eukaryota; Metazoa; Chordata; Lepidosauria; Squamata; Phrynosomatidae. Gene Ontology annotation, molecular function: serine-type endopeptidase activity. The record is from RefSeq and is a predicted model, not a curated record. Bases 658 to 1839 code for a protein of 393 amino acids.
ACUGUUGUGCUCACUGUAUAUCCCAAAGGUAGAUGGCAGUACAAGAAUGAUUCCCAGUGGAUCAGUUAUUAGCAGCACAGACUGUAGCUCUCCAGCAUAAAAUACCUUAUCUGUUAUUGACCUUUAAAAACCUUUUCUGUUAUCAGAGUGCAUGGCCUUGGUAGUUUAUGCUGUACGGAGGUGAAGAUCACUGGCAUUUUCUCUGCAGUUAGCCAAAUUCCAGAGUCACGUUGCUAUUCCAAGAAUUAGAAGGCAAGAAUAGCAUUAAAGAGAGGGGGAAAAGAUGGACCAAAUGCAGAAAAGAAGAUGGACAACAUGGGGAACUGGCUUCUUGGAUUUUUAAUCAGAAUUUGAAAUGGAGUGCCGGGACUAUUUCAAGUUCUUAGUAGUUACUCAGAACCAUGAUAAAGGAAACUUGGCUAGAAAUUAUAACGUAUUUGAGGAAGAAGCUCAAGAGGAUACCAUCAUGGAUAACUAGCCAAGCUGGACUCCUUUGGAUUACCUGAUUUUGGGGACAGUAAAAGGGCAUGGCCUUCACGCCGGAUGACCAUCUGUUUAGAAGACACUCUAAGCACCACGGCAACAGUGAUGACCUAACAGUAGAAGUAAGCCUUUGGAGAGCAGAGAAAGUGCAGGGCCCCUUGGUUCUGCCUGGGAAUGGCCAGGAGGAGGAGAUGGAGGAGGCUCCAAAAGCUGGGAUGCGGCUGGUCUGUCGGAAGCCUGCUUCUCCUCCUGCGCUGGUCCUCCCUCCUUUGGCCUCCUGCUGCGGCCGACACAGGGUGCGGCACACCGGCCAGCUUUGCUCCCAUGCGCUCUCUUCCUCAGGCACCUGAAGCUACAGUGGAACUCCCUUGGAUGGUGUCUUUGCAGGACCUGCAGGGCAAACAUCUGGCCUUCGGUAGCUUCCUGAGUGAGCAAUGGCUCCUGAGCAAAGCCUCCGGCCUCCGCAACAGCACCCAGGUCCUGGCCCUGGCCAGUGUCACGGGUCCAAUGGGGCCCAGAAGCCUGCUGCUGCCCAUUGAUGUCAUCAUCCCUCACAAGGACUUUGAUGAACUCACGCUGGACCACAACAUCGCCCUCCUGAGAAUAGCCGCCCCGAUCCAGAUCGAUGAGACGGUGUGGUACAUCUGCUUCCCGUACCCAAACUUUCCCCCAGAAGCUCUGCAGGACUGCUGGGUCGUGGGCUGGCUGCACCCACAGACAGGGAGCAGCUCUCCACAGAAGCUCUUGGUGGAAGAUGUCGAUCCUUGUCCUCUGCACAGGACCAUGGCCACAGAAUGCUGCAGCCACAGGGAAGGUGACAAUGUGUCUGGAUGCCUGGGUUAUCCCGGGAACUCGGUCGUGUGCCAAGCACAGGGGACUGGGCAGUGGGUGCUGAAGGGAAUGCUGACCGAUGGUGGCGCAAGGUGCUAUGGGCCAUUUCUUUACACCCGGGUUGCGUAUUACAGCGAUUGGAUCAUGGCCACCACAUCCCGGUGGGGCUCCCCUGUCUUUCCCAUCCCUCUCAGGAGACAUUUUGCCUCCCAGGCAGAGCACCGGCAAGAGAUGGUCGAUCCCUUUAUUGACGAGGAGGACCUGGGCGACUGGGAGGCCCCAAGCGCUGUCUCAGAGGACCUUCCGGGCCUCAAUGGGACAGACUGGCUCAAUGCAAGCAACCAAGGGCCCAUCGAGUCACGGGCCAAGUCUGCUCCCAUCUACUACGACUACUACAGUGGGGAAACCUACCCCAUUUCGACUGCAGCGUUAGGCCAGCUGCCAUGGGGAACUGGAGGCAUCUUCUCUGCUGGCUUCCUGCUCCAUUGUCUGACUUGGUGGGUGACUGUGCAAGGCCCAGACUAGUUGUCCUUGGGCAACUCUGCCAUUGUGAGCCUCUGCUUGCUUUUUCCUGGAAAUUCCUUUGCAGUAACUAAACUACAAACCCUCCUUAGGCACCAACACUGACCCUAAUGAUACCACCAUACUCCAUUGAAAGAAAC